AUGAGUCAAAAGCCUUCUGAAGCUAAGGACAGCGUUUUGACCGAAGUUAUCGGGACGAUUAGGGCCUGUGCAGCUCUUUCAGCUCAAGAUGUUGAGUUUUAUAAGAGUUUAGACCGUACUAUAUCAGAUUCUCUGAGUGAAACGUCGGCGACUUUGCUCAAAUCAAUCAACGAUGUCCUGCUGUCUGUUGAUGAAAACAACGAAACGAUCGAUGCAGGCAGUGAAGGACUGGAUAAUGCUUGGAGAGAUCUGGGUGAGGUUAUGGAUCUUUUAUUUGAGAAAUCAGAAAGCUCGCUGAAUAAACUGAAAAAAAAAAGUGGGUCGUCACAAAACGAAUCCAUUCAAUAUCUGGAUGAUUCUACCACCAUAGGAGAAAGCUCCCACAAGCGGAUUUCGAAACCGCAGUUGAAUUUCUCCAGACCCGUGGAUAACACCGAAACCCACCCUUUCAAGCCUUUGCUCAAGACAAAACCCAACGCUUUGAAACCGUUGGAAGAAUCACUGAAUCUGGUGCCCGAAGAAGACGACAUCCCUGCUCAUUAUCCGCAACCUUACGAAUAUGAAAUCGAACACCAGGAAUACAACGAUUCAGUGCUCACCAAAAACGAACCUAUCCCAUCGAAGUCCUGGGAUGACUCAGAAGCAACAUGGGUGGACAACAAAAGCACACUCGACGCUAUGCUUCAAACGCUCAAGGGUGCCAAAGAGCUGGCCGUCGAUUUGGAACAUCAUGACUACAGAACGUAUUACGGUAUCACGUGCCUGAUGCAGAUCAGCACCAGAGAAUCAGACUGGCUAGUGGAUACGAUCGCUUUAAGAGACGAGCUUUGGGUACUCAACGAGGUUUUCACGGACCCUAAGAUCACCAAAGUGUUGCACGGAGCUUUCAUGGACAUAAUAUGGCUCCAGCGAGACUUGGGGCUGUACAUGGUCAGUCUCUUUGAUACUUACCACGCUUCUAGGCUGCUUGGAUCGCCAAAGCACAGUCUGGCAUAUCUGUUAGAGCAUUAUGCUCGAUUCAAAACAUCGAAAAAAUAUCAGUUAUCGGACUGGAGAGUGAGGCCCCUUCCAAGGCCUCUGCAUGCUUACGCUAGAGCCGAUACCCAUUUCCUGCUCAAUAUCUAUGAUCACCUCAGGAACUCUCUGCUUGAGCAGGAUAAGUUACCGCAAGCUUUACAUGACUCCAGAAAUGUGGCGAAACGGCGCUACGAAUACACAUCCUUCAGGCCGAAGAUAGUAAGCUCAAGGGUUUACUCGCCUAUCGAGAAGGAGGAACCUUGGAGGUCGCUAAUGUUCCAAUAUAAUAUCCCACCCGAAAAGGCGGCACUUGUGAAAAGACUGUACGAAUGGCGAGACCUGAUUGCAAGAAGAGAUGAUGAAAGUCCGCGUUACGUUGCGCCUAAUCAGCUACUAGUGUCACUUACCAUGAGUGCACCCACAGAUGCCUGGGGGGUCUUAUCGAUGGGAAGUUUCCUGACAGAUCAUGUAAGGUCCAAUGCUAAAGCUUUGGGCCAGCUUAUAAAGCGUACCUCCAUGUCCUCUUCCUCUGCUGAGAAGCUUGGAGGCUACAGUGCGGCCGCAGAUGAGAAGUUACCUCAUAAAACAAGCAUUAGCGAGGUCGAGACUAAUUAUGCUCGCUACGUCUCGCUGGUUCAAGCCUUCGCGAGACAAAAUGGCGAGAACAACGAGUUGGAUGGCGGCUCGCUUUUGUUCGCGGGAAAGCCUCUACCAAACGAAGCAUUUGUGGGCUAUAGCGGAUCAGAAGUUGAAAAAGUGAGUCUCUCCGAUCUCGAGGCACGCAAGUCCAAGAUUACAGAUCAUACCAAACCUGAAGAACCACUUAAAAGCAUGGCUUUUGAAAGACCGGAAGACAGCCUCGUUAAAGAGCCAGAAUCGAGUGUUGAAAUACCUGCUGUUGAAGUGGAAGAGACAGAACCGGUGGCUGAAAACAAGGACGAUAUAAUCGUUUUGAAGAAGAAGAGACACAAUCCCAAGCCGCAGAAAAGGCCACUUGAUGUUGCGUCUUCUGAAAAAGAGGUUUUGGACUUCAAGACCGCGAAAAAAGUUUUGGCAGCACCUACAAACACAUCGACAAGAAACUUCAAGAAAAAGUUCGAUCCUUACUCGUCGGAGCAGAAGGGACCGGAAGGUGUCAAGAGGAGAAAAAAGACAAGAGGUUUACAGAAAUCGUUCAAAGGAUAG
Molecule: messenger RNA, 2202 nt
Organism: Lachancea sp. 'fantastica'
Lineage: Eukaryota; Fungi; Ascomycota; Saccharomycetes; Saccharomycetales; Saccharomycetaceae
Source: the annotation of a GenBank genome assembly